AUGAUCAUACACGUCGGUUCAGUGUUUUACACAAUUACAUUUCUUAUCAAAGGAAAACCAUCCUACGAAAAUAGUUGUGACGUAAUACCUCUGAUUCACCUCUCUCAGAAAAUUCUUGGCCUACGUCCUAAAAUCUACGGAUUGGAGAAUUGUUAUGCGUAUCGUCAGUGUAUUUAUGUCAUUAAUCAUCAGAGCUUUAUUGAUUCCAUUGCUGUCUCCCACUUAUGGAAAGAACCUUGUUCUGUUAUUGUCAAAAAUUCUUUGAAGUACGUUGGAUUAGGUUGGCCGAUUAUUUAUUUUACAAAAAUUCUUCCAAUAGCCCGAGAUGAUCAUGCCAAAGCCAUAGCAACGAUGCAUAAAGCUUUAGACAUGGUCAAAAAUGAUCAUGUUACUAUGUUUGUCUUCCCCGAAGGAACCAGGAAUAGAAAUGGAGAUCGUCUUUUGCCCUUCAAGAAGGGAGCCUUCCAUCUAGCUAUUCAAUCUCAACUUCCCGUUUUCCCUGUGGUUAUUUCUUCGUAUAAAUCUUUCCUCGAUCAUAAGAAUAAAGUCUUUGAUGAUGAAGAUAUCCGUUAA
Molecule: messenger RNA, 573 nt
Organism: Rodentolepis nana
Lineage: Eukaryota; Metazoa; Platyhelminthes; Cestoda; Cyclophyllidea; Hymenolepididae
Source: the annotation of a GenBank genome assembly